AUGAAUAGAAAAAAUCAAAAUAUGAUAAGAAGCGCAAAUACUCGCAAUAAAAGAAAUGAACUAAAUGAUGAACAAAAGUUAGAAAUAAAGGAAGCCUUUGACCUUUUUGAUACAAAUGGAACUGGCAGAAUUGAUGCAAAGGAAUUAAAAGUGGCCAUGAGAGCCUUGGGUUUCGAGCCAAAAAAGGAAGAUAUACGAAAAAUAAUAUCUGAUGUUGAUAAAGACGGAUCAGGUACUAUAGAUUUCAAUGAUUUCUUGGAUAUAAUGACAAUAAAAAUGAGUGAAAGAGAUCCAAAGGAAGAAAUAUUGAAAGCCUUUAGGUUAUUUGAUGAUGAUGAAACUGGAAAGAUAUCCUUCAAAAAUUUAAAGCGUGUUGCCAAGGAGCUUGGCGAAAAUAUAACUGACGAGGAAAUCCAAGAGAUGAUUGAUGAAGCAGAUCGAGAUGGAGAUGGGGAAAUAAAUGAAGAAGAAUUUAUGAGGAUUAUGAAGAAAACAAAUUUAUUCUAA
Molecule: messenger RNA, 507 nt
Organism: Plasmodium vinckei vinckei
Lineage: Eukaryota; Apicomplexa; Aconoidasida; Haemosporida; Plasmodiidae
Product: centrin-1, putative
Exons: 6
Coding region: 1-507 (168 amino acids)
Biological process (GO): centriole replication; mitotic cell cycle
Cellular component (GO): centriole; centrosome
Molecular function (GO): calcium ion binding
Source: RefSeq, a predicted model, not a curated record